AUGUAUGUGUUAGGCCUAGCCCAUAACAAUAGUUUUCCCCCAAAUUCAUCACAGCUACCCAACUUGGAAUACCUUAGAGUUGAUGGAGCAACUGCAGUCACCAAAAUUGGUCCCGAGAUUCUUGGAUUGCGGGUGGAUGAUUCUGGGACUACAGAGUUUAUAUCUUUCCCCAAGCUUGAAGCGUUGUUCAUAGAAGAUUUGCCCAACUGGGAGGAGUGGACCUUUGAUGCUGAAGAAGAUGAUGAAACAAUAGCAGGUAAGGAAGGCAGAGAGGUUGGAGUUGCUGUGAAGCAAAAAUAUGAAGCCCGAACUCCAAAGAUGCGACUACUACCAUGUCUAAAGAUUUUGGGAAUUGUUCGUUGCCCCAAGUUGAAAGCUCUCCCACGACAGCUUGGACAAGAAGUUGUCAGCUUGAAGGAGCUUGUAUUAAUAUUUGCAGGAAGCAUCAAGUUUGUGGAGGACAACACAUUCCUCUCUGACGUGCUAUCAAUCUCAUUUUGUGAAGGCCUAGAGAGGAUCUCAAAUCUUCCUCAAGUGAGACAGAUGAGGGUACACGGUUGCCCAAACUUGAGGUGUGUUGAGAAAUUGGACAAUUUGCUGCAACUGUGGCUAUCAGAUGAUAUGCAAGAGACAUCUACACGGUGGGUGCCUGGACAUCAACAGCAACAUCACGGCAAAGAUCUGGAUAUCUACAAGUGGUCAGACGGAGAUGAUUAGAUAUGUUCAAUUAGGUAGCUUCACCCUUUUCCCCCCAUAUGCCAUUAACUAGAUACACAUUUUUGGUUUUCAUGUAAGUACCAGCUGAAAAAUCGAUUAUUUUCUCAA
This is a messenger RNA of Panicum virgatum (switchgrass), 825 nucleotides long. RefSeq lists its product as uncharacterized. NCBI's taxonomy places the organism in Eukaryota, Viridiplantae, Streptophyta, Magnoliopsida, Poales, Poaceae. The record is from RefSeq and is a predicted model, not a curated record. The transcript has 2 exons. The coding region runs from base 1 to 717 and encodes 238 amino acids.